This is a messenger RNA of Symbiodinium pilosum, 1333 nucleotides long. The record is from the annotation of a GenBank genome assembly. NCBI's taxonomy places the organism in Eukaryota, Dinophyceae, Suessiales, Symbiodiniaceae.
GUAUCAAAGAAGCCGAGGAGCCGAGCUUUGCAGCAAUGCUCUUGUCCCCCCAAAGUUUUCAGAUGUCGAGGUGAAGAGCAAAUAUCGAGCCCGUGAACUGCUUGAUCGAGCUCUACAGGCAAGAAUAGAUCGCAAGCAAGAAGAGGCCAAUUGUCAGCGACGCCAGCGACAACGCAUUUUGCUGGAGCAGCUGUGUAACAGAUGCUUCGCGCAGGAACCUGCACAAGACCCAGCUCCAGGUGCAGCGUUUUGGAAACGUCACAGCUACUGCGCAAGAGCUCGAUGUCACGAUGUCGCUGAUGGCCAUAUGUCCUCGUCCGUUAACAAAAGCCAGGCUCAAACCGCCCGGCUUCACCGCGAAUUGGCUCGUCGAGCUCCAGCACAUGCAGAUGAUUCCAUCCGGGCCGUUCUCAGUGGUCAACGUAUGCCACGUACACCGCCAGCUUGCAAACCUUCCAGCGGGCCGGGAAUUCAGAGCGAUCACUUCCAGGUCAGCUAUGACCGGAGGGAGCCGUAUGUGAUGGCCUACAAUACGGCAUCAGCAGGCUUCGAUCGCAAGCAAAAAUGGAGUUUGCAAGAGGGACUUGCCGGAAGUUUCCGGGUCCCGAAGGUCAGAGCAAUAUAUGGUCACGAUGAGACUGAGUUGGACAUGGUUAAUGCGGCGCAAGCCAUGGAGCAAGUUGCUGGAGGUGGUAGAGGCAUUGCCAACAAGAUCUUGGGAUUGAGAGCCAGGGGUGCUGCAUGGGACCGCAUAGGCCCUUUCGCGAAAGCUGCGCAGGCUGCUGCCUUUGAGAUGCCCAAAGAGCUGGCGCUGGAGGUGGCACUUUGCCUUGCAGAGGCUGCCGGGGAGGCAACAGGCAGCAUGGUCCACAAGGAGGUUGAGCCUGUUCCCUUGAUGGACGAGAUCUCAGAUGCUGCUGAGGCUGCUGGACACCUUUGCGCUGCCGCUAUGUCUUUGUUGGCGUCUGCUGCUGCACGAGCUCGCGAUGCUGACGGUGUGGACUUUCCUUUACGUGGACUUGAAGUGAUUGCAGAAACUGGCCUUGGCUGGGCUGCAUUUUCAAACAUGUUUUUGGUCGCGAUGUUUGCCCAGCUUCAACGCUGCAAUCAGGCCCAGCUUGAGAUUUCUGAAGAAGCGGCGGCCCGACUAAGUGAGGUUUUGGUCUGGGCUUCUGACUGCUACGACAUCGCAAGCAAGCUGGCACCUGCCGGCAGGCGCGUUGUGAGGGCUGCACAAAGGACUCUGCGUGCUAUGACUGCCCACGGGCCUUGUGAUGCGGGCAUGCUAGCCAAGCUAGCUUUGCUUGACAGCCUGGCCGUGCGACCAGCAUGA